This is a messenger RNA of Salarias fasciatus (jewelled blenny), 2857 nucleotides long. It is a transcript of the gene pitpnm3, whose product is annotated as PITPNM family member 3. Lineage: Eukaryota; Metazoa; Chordata; Actinopteri; Blenniiformes; Blenniidae. Gene Ontology annotation, biological process: phospholipid transport. The record is from RefSeq and is a predicted model, not a curated record. The transcript is spliced from 19 exons. Gene Ontology annotation, molecular function: phosphatidylinositol binding; phosphatidylcholine intramembrane carrier activity; phosphatidylcholine binding. Bases 125 to 2857 code for a protein of 910 amino acids. Gene Ontology annotation, cellular component: cytoplasm.
GUCAAAGGAGGCGCGUGUCAAAGGCUCACGAAAGCACAGUGGCACUCACUGGUGUCUGCAGAACAUCGCGCAGGAAUCCGUUGACAGCUCUGAUGAGGAGUUCUUUGAUGCCCGAGCAGAUGUUAUGGAGGGGAAGAGCGCCAUUCUGCUGGGCAUGAGUCAGUGGAACUCAAAUGACCUCGUGGAGCAGAUCGAAACGCUGGGUCACAUGGAGAACCAGGCCCACGAGGGCCUGUACCCGCUGGGCGGUCCGCGCUGCGCCCCUCAGAGCAGCAUUGAAGGACUGGAGGACAUGGAGAGGAAGUGUAAGACGCACGUGCUGCUGCUGGUGGUGCACGGGGGGAACAUCCUGGACACGGCGGGCGGAGACCCCAGCACGAAGGCCGGCGACGUGGCCACCCUGGCCUCCGUGCUGGAGAAGGUGACCCAGGCGCACUUCCAGGCCGCCGCCGAACACGUCAUGAUCAAGCUGGUGCCCUGUCCGGCCGUGUGCGCCGACGCCUUCUCCUUAGUGUCCAAUCUGAACCCGUACAGCUACGACGAGAGCUGUGUGUCCAGCAGCGUGGACCACCUGCCUCUGGCCGCCCUCCCCCUCCUCGCCAUCGUCUCCCCGCGCUACCAGGACGCCGUGGCCACCGUCAUCGAGCGGGCCAACCAGGUGUACCGCAGCUUCCUGCAGUCGGAGGACGGCCAGGCAUUCUCCGGGCAGGUAUGCCUGAUGGGUGACUGCGUGGGCGGCGUGCUGUGCUUCGACGCGCUGUGCUUCAGUAACCACCAGAGACACGGCAGCCCCAACAACAGCAGCAGGAACAACAGCAGCGAGAGCCUGAAGGAUAACUCCGGGCUGCUGGGGCAGUCCAGCCCCGGCCUGAGCUCCAGCAAGAGGCUGAGCAAGAGCAACAUCGACAUCUCCGCCCCCAACGACGGCCAGGGCGGCCCCUCGCUCAGCCGGAAGCAGAGCGACUCGUACGACGGGGACACCUCGUCCACGGGCCAGCACAGCUUUUUCACCAGUUUGAUGAAGGACAGCGUGGAGGUGCGCGGCGGUGGCGGCGGCGGCGGCAGCAGCACCAGCCUGGUGGUGAAUCCGGGCCGGUUCGACUUCGAGGUGUCGGACUGCUUCCUGCUCGGCUGUCCUCUGGGCCUGGUGCUGGCCAUGAGGCGCACCGUGCUUCCCGCCGUGCAGGUGACCCAGCUCCACCCGGCCUGCUCUCAGAUCUUCAACCUCUUCUACCCCUCGGACCCCUCGGCCUCCCGGCUGGAGCCUCUGCUGCAGCCUCUCUUCCACAAGCUGCCGCCGUUUGCCGUGCCGCGCUACCAGCGCUACCCUCUGGGAGACGGGCGCACCAUGCUCAUAGGAGAGAGCAUCCAGAGCCAGCCAGAUGUGUUUCUGGAGGGAGAGCAGCGUCCCUCCGAGGGGAAGCCUGACGGAUGCCGGGGGGAGGAGGGGGGCCGCCGGGCCAGCGUGACCAGCGUGGACAGCCAGGCGUCCAACUGCUCCAUGGGCCGUCUGGGAAACACCAUCGCUAACAUUUCGAGCAGCUGGUGGGGCUCCAAGAGGCUGGACUACGCUCUCUACUGCCCAGAUGUGCUGACGGCGUUUCCCACCGUGGCCCUGCCCCACCUUUUUCACGCCUCCUACUGGGAGUCCACCGACGUCGCGGCGUUUGUCCUCCGACAGCUCAUGCGAUGUGACUGCGUGAAGACCCAGGAAGCAGAUAGUCUGGACUCGGCUCCCUUCUCUCCGUCCAGCCCACGAGAGAAGUGGCUCCGACGGAGGACGCAUGUCAAACUGAGGAACGUCACGUCCAACCACCGGGUCAACGACGUGAUCGCCACCGAGGACGGACCGCAGACCCUGGUGGGGCGUUUCAUGUACGGGCCGCUGGACAUGGUGACCCUGACCGGAGAAAAGGUGGACGUCCUGCUCAUGACGCAGCCGCAGUCCGGCCGAUGGGUCCACUUCGACACCGAGGUGACCAACAGCAGCGGCAGGGUCACGUACAACAUCCCCAAGAGCAAGAGGCUCGGCCUGGGCGUGUAUCCAAUCAAAAUGGUGGUCAAGGGCGAUCAGACCAGCGCCGAGGCCUACCUGACCGUGCUGCCCCGCGGCAUGGAGUGUGUGGUUUUCAGCAUCGACGGCUCCUUCGCCGCCAGCGUGUCCAUCAUGGGCAGUGACCCCAAGGUCCGCCCCGGAGCCGUGGACGUCGUCAGGCACUGGCAGGACCUGGGAUAUCUGAUCAUCUACAUCACAGGCCGCCCCGACAUGCAGAAGCAGCGGGUGGUCUCUUGGCUCUCGCAGCACAAUUUCCCCCACGGCAUGAUCUUCUUCUCCGAGGGUUUGGUUCACGAUCCUCUGCGGCAAAAGACCAUUUUCCUCAGGAACCUGAUUCAGGAGUGCCACAUCAAGAUCAACUCCGCCUACGGCUCCAUGAAGGACAUCUCGGUCUACAACAUGCUCGGCCUCAGCCCUUCACAGAUUUACAUCGUCGGCAGACCUUCGAAGAAGUACCAGAAUCAGUGCCAGUUCCUGAGCGAAGGUUAUGCAGCGCACCUCUCCACGCUCCAGUUCGGCCACAGAGCCAGACCCAAGAAGUCCUCUUCGGUUCGCAUGGUCUUGAGGAAAGGCUCGUUCGGGCUCUCCGCCAAGCCUGACUUCCUCUGCAAGCGCACCCACCUGCGCAGGACCAUGUCGGUGCAGCAGCCGGACCCGCCGUGCACGCCCAACCCCAAGCCGGAGCGCGCCCAGAGCCAGCCCGAGUCGGACAAGGACCACGGCGGAGGAGGGGGCGGCGGGACCGGGGGCCCGGGAGUCUGGGGACGGGCCUCCAUGCACCGCGGCGACACGACUCCCUGA